AUGGACUGUGUCCAAGGGAGAGUCACAGGUUUUCAUCUUCUACAAGGAGCUCUUAGUACAACUGUGAUUCCAUCAUGUAUCCCAGGAGAAUCUGACGAUAAUUGCACAGCUUUAGUUCAGACAGAAGACAAUCCACGUGUGGCUCAAGUGUCAAUUACAAAGUGCAGCUCUGACAUGAAUGGCUACUGUUUGCACGGACAGUGCAUCUACCUGGUGGACAUGAAUGAAAAUUACUGCAGGUGUGAAGUGGGUUACACUGGUGUCCGAUGUGAACACUUCUUUUUAACUGUCUACCAACCCUUGAGCACAGAAUAUGUGGCUUUGACUGUGAUUCUUAUUAUGUUGUUUCUUGUGAUAGUCGCUGGUUCCAUAUACUAUUUCUGCAGAUGGUACAGAAAUCAAAAAAGUAAAGAACCGAAGAAGGAAUAUCAGAAGGUAACCUCAGGGGAUCCGGCAUUGUCACAAGUCUGAAUGGCGCCAUCAAAUUUAUGGGCAGGGACGCACAGCAUGCCUGGUUAAUGUUAAUAUUUUUAUUUUAUUAAUAAUAUUUAUGUUGGGUCAUGUGUUAGGUCAACAACAAUGUAUUUUUAAUAUAAUUGGAAAAUGUUUUUAUUUUUAUUUUUGACAGACUAUUUGUUAAUAUAUAAUGUGCAGAAAAUAUUUAAUAUGAAAAGAAAAUUGAUAUUUUUGUAAGAAAUAGUUACUGAGCUAAAUGCUUUAUUGAAAGCUUCAAAACUUACAUGCCUGCUGCAGUGCUUAGGAAUGGACAAUGCCCAGUUUGUUGCUCAGGAUAUGUCAGCAAAUGACAGAUUUCUGUAAGCCUAAAUAAAUAGUCAAAUCAAUUUAAUAAAUAUAUCUUGUUUUACUCAUCAAAUCAGUGAUAAUUAGCUUGACUACAUCAUGGUUUGAUAUAUU
This is a messenger RNA of Galeopterus variegatus (Sunda flying lemur), 915 nucleotides long. RefSeq names its product epiregulin (gene EREG). The record is from RefSeq and is a predicted model, not a curated record. Bases 1 to 471 code for a protein of 156 amino acids. Gene Ontology annotation, biological process: positive regulation of mitotic nuclear division; epidermal growth factor receptor signaling pathway; positive regulation of cell population proliferation. The transcript is spliced from 5 exons. NCBI's taxonomy places the organism in Eukaryota, Metazoa, Chordata, Mammalia, Dermoptera, Cynocephalidae.